AUCAAUGGCACCAGAUAACGACCAUUUAAUAGAUUCUCCGUCGCCGCCUCUUCUAGAGAUGAGACACCACCAAUCGGCGACGGAGAACGGUGGUGGUUGCGGCGAGAUUGUGGAGGUUCAAGGAGGUCACAUUGUUCGGUCAACAGGAAGAAAAGACAGACAUAGUAAAGUUUGUACGGCGAAAGGACCACGUGACCGGCGCGUGAGACUCUCUGCUCCGACGGCGAUUCAAUUCUACGAUGUUCAAGAUAGACUUGGUUUUGAUCGACCAAGUAAAGCUGUUGAUUGGCUUAUUACAAAAGCUAAAUCCGCCAUUGAUGAUCUCGCUCAGCUUCCUCCUUGGAACCCCGCCGAUACUCUUCGUCAACACGCCGCCGCUGCUGCUAACGCUAAACCCAGAAAAACCAAAACUUUAAUUUCUCCGCCGCCGCUGCCACAACCUCCGCCGCACGAAGAAACAGAGCAUCAUCAUCAUCAUCAAAUCGGAGAAGAAGAAGAUAACGAAUCGAGUUUUCUUCCCGCGUCAAUGGAUUCUGAUUCGAUAGCUGAUACUAUAAAGUCGUUUUUUCCGGUAGCUUCAACGCAACAGAGCUAUCAUCAUCAGCCACCGUCUCGAGCCAAUACACAGAACCAAGAUCUUCUUCGUCUCUCGCUUCAAUCUUUUCAAAAUGGUCCACCUUUUGCUAAUCAAACAGAGCCUGCUCUGUUCUCCGGCCAGAGCAAUAAUCCGUUAGCGUUUGACUCAUCGACGGCAAGCUGGGAACAGAAUCAUCAGUCACCGGAAUUUGGAAAGAUACAGAGACUGGUGACAUGGAACAACGGCGGAGCAACUGAUUCCGCCGGAACCGGAGGAUUUGUGUUUGCUUCUCCGUCGUCGUUGCAGCCAGUUUUUAGCCAAAGUCAGCUUUUAUCUCAGAGGGGUCCCCUUCAGUCCAUUAACACACCUAUGAUUCGUGCUUGGUUUGAUCCUCACCAUCAUCAUCAUCAUCAUCAUCAUCAUCAGUCCAUUACCACUGACGAUCUCCACCACCAUCAUCCUUACCAUAUUCCUCCAGGGAUUCACCAAUCAGCGAUUCCAGGCAUUGCAUUUGCUUCAAGUGGUGAAUUCUCCGGUUUUCGUAUACCAGCACGGUUUCAGGGCGAACAAGAGGAGCAUGGCGGCGACAACAAGCCGUCGUCUGCUUCAUCUGAUUCUCGCCAUUGAACAAGUUCCAAAAACACAUAAGAAUGUGCAACACUACUGGUUUCUUUUCAUAUUUCAGGGCGCUUCGAAUGCGUGGAAUAGGGAAGACUUUUUUCGUUGUUGUGUGUUUCGGAUAUUCAAAUGGCCUAUAAAUCCAAGGAAAGGAAUAGGAGAAGGGAGAAAUAGAAUCUGAUCAACAGUUUCAGGUUCAUCUUAACCUUCUAAAGCCUAGGCCUUUGUUAAUUUGAGUUCAUCUUGUAUCAAUUAGAAAACUUUCUGUUAGUUCAAUUAUGUUUUCGUUGUUGUGUUGUAACUUGUUCUUGUUGUUGUUCUAAAAUUAAUUGUCGUUUCCUUA
This is a messenger RNA of Arabidopsis arenosa, 1538 nucleotides long. The record is from the annotation of a GenBank genome assembly. Lineage: Eukaryota; Viridiplantae; Streptophyta; Magnoliopsida; Brassicales; Brassicaceae.